This is a messenger RNA of Vidua chalybeata, 1801 nucleotides long. Its product is annotated as EGF-containing fibulin-like extracellular matrix protein 2. NCBI's taxonomy places the organism in Eukaryota, Metazoa, Chordata, Aves, Passeriformes, Viduidae. The record is from RefSeq and is a predicted model, not a curated record. The transcript is spliced from 10 exons. The coding region runs from base 75 to 1466 and encodes 463 amino acids. Gene Ontology annotation, molecular function: calcium ion binding.
UCCCAGGAGGGGGCUGGGCCCUUCCGGGGGGGUUGCAGAGUUUGGGGUGACCCUCCCUGCCCCCCCCCAGCGCAAUGGGCCCCCCCUCGCUGCUCCUCCUCCUCUUCCUCGGCGCCACCGUGGCCCCCGCGGCCCCCCCGGACCUGGAGGAGCCCGAGGAUUACGCGGAGUGCAGCGAUGGCUACGAGUGGGACCCCGAAACCGAGCACUGCAAAGACGUGGACGAGUGCGCGGCGGAGGGGCCGCGGCCGUGCCGGGGCGCCAUGAAGUGCCUGAACCACUUCGGGGGGUACCUGUGCCUGCCGCGCUCGGCCGCGCUGCUCAGCCCCGCCCCCGGCCCCGCCCCGGCCCCGCCCCCGCCGCACGCCCCGCCCCCGCCGCGCCCGGCCCCGCCCCCCGACGGCCGCUGCCCCCCCGGCUUCGGCCCCGCCCCCGACGGCACCUGCGCAGACGUGGACGAGUGCGCGGGGCCCCCCCCGUGCCGGCCCAGCCAGGACUGCAUCAACCUCCCGGGGGGCUUCGAGUGCCGCUGCCCCCCCGGCUACCGGCACCGGCACACCGAGUGCGUGGAUGAGGACGAGUGCCAGUUCCGCUGGUGCCAGCACAGCUGCGCCAACUCCCCCGGAGCCUUCGCCUGCCGCUGCCACCCCGGCUUCAGCCUCGGCCCCGACGGCCGCUCCUGCCUUGACGUGGACGAGUGCUCCAUGGGCGCCCGCUGCUCCCAGCUCUGCCUCAACACCUUCGGCUCCUUCCGCUGCCGCUGCCGGCCCGGCUUCGUGCUGGGUGCUGACGGGCUCCAGUGCCACGACGUGGACGAGUGCCGGGGCGGGGUCCCGUGCCAGCACCGCUGCCAGAACCUCCCGGGGGGCUUCAGCUGCCUCUGCCCCCCCGGCUAUGCCCAGGAGGGGGCGCUCUGCCGGGACCGGGACGAGUGUGCCGAGGGCUCCCACGACUGCGGGGGGGCCCAGAGGUGCCAGAACACCUUUGGGGGGCACAUCUGCGUCCCCCGCGAGCUCUGCCGGGGGCCCUACACCCCCCACCCCCACAGCAAUGGGACCUGCGUGUGCCCCAGGGGGGGCCCCGGCUGUGCCCCCCGCCCGCGCUGGCUCCUGCACCGCUUCCUGGCUCUGCCCCACAUCCCCGACAUUCCCGCCGGGAUCUUCCAGCUCCAGCACCCCCCGGGGGACCCCCAGAGGCUGCGGCUGCGGGGGGGUCCCCCCGGCACCUUUCGCCUGCGGGCGCUGACCAAUCACAGCUCGCUGCUGGAGCUGGUGCGCCCCCUGGCGGGCCCGCGGCAGCUGCUGCUGGAGGUGGAGCUGCUCGGGCCAGGGCCCCGCCCCCCGCACGAGGCCCCGCCCCCAACUACAGAGACCCCGCCCCCCAGCGCUUGGGAUCCACCACCUCCGGCUGGGCGUGGCCUGGCCUUGCUCCGCCUCCAUCUGUCCGUGGGGGCCCACCCGUUCUAGGGGGGGGGGCACCCCCAGAAACUCCACUGGGAGCCCCAGCUGUGCCCGGGGGCCUCCAAACCCACUGCCGGGACCCCCGGUUUCCCCCCAGGUCCUCACAACCCUUCCCAAGACCCCCUGAAGAACCCCCUGGGACCCCCAAAGGGCCCCAAGCCCCCCCAGGACUGCCCCAAUCUACCCAGGGAACCCCAAAACCUCCCUGGAAUGACCCUCACCCUACCUGGGACCCCAAAAUUUCUUCCUUGGGUGCUCCAAGUUCCCCAAGUGACCCCCCCCAAACAAUCCCCAGGAACCCCCAAAGAACUGUCCGAGACCCCCAGGUUGGGGGCAAAGAA